Messenger RNA from Varanus komodoensis (Komodo dragon), 3537 nucleotides. RefSeq names its product inositol polyphosphate-5-phosphatase J (gene INPP5J). Gene Ontology annotation, biological process: negative regulation of peptidyl-serine phosphorylation; phosphatidylinositol dephosphorylation. Gene Ontology annotation, cellular component: cytoplasm; ruffle; plasma membrane. Gene Ontology annotation, molecular function: phosphatidylinositol-3,4,5-trisphosphate 5-phosphatase activity; phosphatidylinositol-4,5-bisphosphate 5-phosphatase activity. Bases 1 to 3537 code for a protein of 1178 amino acids. NCBI's taxonomy places the organism in Eukaryota, Metazoa, Chordata, Lepidosauria, Squamata, Varanidae. The record is from RefSeq and is a predicted model, not a curated record. The transcript has 15 exons.
AUGGAGCCGCCGCCGAGCAGGGGCCGCCGGCAGGCGCCGGGCAGGGGCCGGGCAGCCUCGGGGACCGCCGAGCCUAGCGGCCGGCGCAAGGUGAGGAGGGCGCGGGCGUCCGCGGAGCAGGUGGCCAGCCGGCGUGGGCGGACCGGCCCGGGAGCCUUCGCCGAGCCAGUGGCCGGGCUGCCGGCGGCGGCGCUCGGGGCCCGCGGAGCGCAGGCGGCGAAGGCGUCGCGUCCUGGCCAGGGGCAGCGCUCCCCGGCCCGCCCGGCGGCGGCGGAGGUACUGGGCGCCGGCAUGGCGCUUCCUCGGGAAGCGGGCGCCCUCUCCCCCCGCCUCGGAAAUGGCCCCCCUCUGGGAAAUGGGCGCAGUCGUGGGGUGAGGAGGAGCGCCCGGGGGCGACGGGGAGGCUGGCGGGGCGCCGGGACCCUGGGCUCGGGGCUGGCGGGGGCUCCAGCCACAUUUGCGCGCUCUGCGGGCGCGCUCUGCGUGCACGCGCUGCUGUGCUUGCGCGCCCGCACGGAGCGGGGGGAGCGGGCACGCGAGCGAGAGGGCGACCGAAGGGGCCCCCUCCAGCUGCAGAUUCUGACAGAUCGCAAUUUGCCCUUGCGCGUUAGCGAGCAGAGACCGAAGGGGAGUCCCCAGAGCCCCCUCUGCAGAGAGAGAACCCCCAGCCCCAGGGUUCCAUGGCUGUUGGGAGCAGGCGAGGCAGGCAGCCCCCGGCGACCGGGAGAGGCUGGGCGUGGCAGCAUGGACAGCGACCCCUCGGAAGAAGGCCCCGAAACCCGCCAGAUGGGAUGGAUUCGGGUGGAACCGAGCCACCGCAGCAACCCGGAUCAAGGCCCGCCCUCCCCCAUCGCGCCUCAGCCCGUGUCUCCUCGGAGCAGCCUCACAGGCCUGGUGUCUCCGGGGCUGUUCUCUCCUGUCGCCAGCCAGUUCAGCGUGGAUGGGCCGGUCCGGUACCAGCCCGAGGGGCCCAGCAACGCCGCAGGUGCCGGAGGGAGCACACCAACUGGGACGUGGCCUGACUCCCUCUUGGACCCCUUCCAGGUUCGGCUGCAGCCUGACGAGUCUCGCCAUACAAGCACUGAGGAGCGGACAGCUGCCCGGCAAAAGCUCUCGCUGGAGAUCAGCAGGGUGCAGCCGGAGGGCUCUGGCGGGGCCCAGGGGUUUGGCACCCCGACGUUGCAUUCCCCAGUCGAACUGAGGCCGCUGUCCCCGGCCUCCGGCACGCCCUCCUCCCUGCACAGCAUGUCUCCCUCGGUGAAACUCAGCCAGUCACCCAGGGGCAGCUUGCUCCCGGACCUGUGCGCCUUGGACCCGCUGACAUCGGGCAUCCUGGCCGCAGUGGAGCUGAAGGACACGCUCCCAAAGGCGGAAUCCAGCGACCACAUCUGCCUGAGUCGCUCCAGCUCGUCCCACCGGCCCGUGUCCCUCCCCAAAGCUGUUUCCAGCGAGUACCUCUCCAGCGGGAGGGUCGGCCCCUCCAGAUCCCCCAUGCUCUUCAAGGCCGACUCAGAGGAGCUGCUCCCGUUCACGCGGGUCAAGCACUCCCCCAAGUCCCAUGACGUGGGUGCCAGCAACUCCAACUCCAACUCCAAGGAGAGCUUCUUGAAGCGAUUCGGCGAGCCCCACGCCAAGCAGGACAAUGCAUUCUGCAUCACUGUGAUCACCUGGAACGUCGGCACAGCCAUGCCCCCCAGUGACGUGACGUCCCUCCUGCAUCUCAACACGGGGGAGUCCAGCGACACAGACCUCAUCGUAAUUGGGCUGCAGGAGGUGAACUCGAUGAUCAGCAAGAGGCUAAAGGAUGCCCUCUUCACAGACCAGUGGAGCGAGCUGUUCAUGGAGGUGCUGAGCCCGUUUAAUUUUGUCCUGGUGAGCACGGUGCGGAUGCAGGGAGUCAUCCUGAUGGUCUUUGCCAAGUACUACCACCUGCCCUUCCUGCAGGACAUCCAGACGGAUUGCACCCGGACGGGCCUGGGGGGAUACUGGGGCAACAAGGGUGGGGUGAGUGUGCGCCUGUCCAUCUUCGGGCACAUGGUGUGCUUCCUGAACUGCCACCUGCCGGCACACAUGGAGAAGGCCGAGCAGCGCCGAGAGGACUUCACCACCAUCCUGCACCUGCAGCAGUUCGAGGGGCCGUCAGCUAGCGGGAUCCUGGACCACGACCUUGUCUUCUGGUUCGGGGAUCUCAACUUCCGCAUCGACAGCCUGGACAUCCGGUUUGUGAAGUAUGCCAUCGACAACAACAUCCUGCACCAGCUCUGGGAGAAGGACCAGCUGAACAUCGCCAAGAGCUCAUGGCCCAUCCUGAAAGGCUUCCAGGAGGGAUCCCUGAACUUCCCCCCAACCUUCAAGUUCGACGUGGGAACCAACAUGUAUGACACCAGCGCCAAGAAGCGGAAGCCAGCAUGGACAGACCGGAUCCUGUGGAAGAUUAAAGGCUCGGGCGCCGUGACACAUCCGGGCAGGUCCAGCUGCGGCGUCCUGGCAGUAACGCAGCUUUGCUACUGCAGCCACAUGGAGUACACCGUGAGCGACCACAAGCCCGUGGUCUCCAUCUUCGCUGUGCAGUUUGCUUCCAGGGCUGAAGUGCCUCUGGUGGAACUCCAAGUGGCUGACGAGUGGACGAAAACGGAGCAAGCUGUCGUCAGGUACAAGAUCUCUUCGGCUUAUCACCGCAGCUCCUGGGACUGGAUUGCCCUUUACCGGGUGGGCUUCCGGCAUUGUAAGGACUACGUCGCCUACAUGUGGGCAAAGCAGGAAGACACCGAAAGCAACAUCUACCAGCUGAUGUUUCCGGAGGAGUCUCUGCCCAAGGGGAAAGGCGACUACAUCCUGGGCUACUACAGCAACAACUGCAACUGCAUGGUGGGGGUGACGGAGCCCUUCCAGAUCUCGCUCCCCACCUCGGAGCGCGCCAGCAGCCCCACGGACAGCUCGAGCUCCUCCGAGGAGGACGACGACAGCACCCUGGUGCUCCUGGGCCCCAAGUCGCGCAGCCCCAGCCCCGGGAAGAUGAAGCCGCAGCGCAGCCGCAGCCCGAGCCUGGCCAUGUUCCAGGAGCUCAUCACGCGCUCGUCCAGCCGGGACCAGGGCGCCAGCCGCAGCCCCUCGCCGAAGGGCCGCCGCGCCGCAGCCGCAGCCGGAGCCGGAGCCGGCGCCCUGCUGAAGGGCGAGAUCCCCAGCAUCCACUUCUCCAAGGACAGCGCCCGGCGCCGCUCCAAGUCGCGCGAGCCGGCGCCCGGCAGGGAGAGCGGCGCGGGGCCGCGCGGCCCGGCGGGCUGGUGCUUCGACGAGAGCGGCGUGGGCCGGGCCGACCCGCGCAGCCUGGGCCUGCUGCCGGCCGUGCGCCUGGAGACCCUCGACCAGGCCCUCAGCCACCGGCGCGAGAGCUCGGACCAGGGCCCGCCCUCGCGCAGGAUGAGCCCCACGAGCCCCACGGCCGGGCUCAGCGCCCUCUUCGGGACCUCCCCGCAGGAGGCGGCGCCCCAGGACCCCCACGGCCCCAGCACGCACGGCCGCGACGCGGGACUCUGA